AUGGCAACUUUUCAAGUUGGUUGUCUACUGUUUGACUAUCAAGCAAUUGACGUGAUCGGACCAUGCGAUCUUCUCAACUCAUGUAGCAAACGGUUCACCAAUGCAAUGAGCUUCUUCGGUCCAGUUGAUCAAGAAGCUCUCCGGAAUGGUCCCGCGUUCCAAUUUCAUCACAUCGGAGAAACAAUGGAGCCAGUACCUUUGCUCACAAGUGGGUUAACACUUUCUCCCACCACUACGGUCGAUGACUGCCCGGAGCUGGAUAUCCUCUUGGUCGGAGGACCUAGCCCGACCCGCUACCAAGUACCACCGACCUACAAGGAGUUUAUCCAGCGACAUGUUGCUUCCGGGAAGCUAUUGUUCACCACAUGUACUGGAGCAUCGGUUAUUGCAGCCACUGGUGUCUUGGAUGGAAAGAAUGCCACAGUAAACAACCUUGAGUUUAACUGGGUAGUUAAGCAGUAUCCUCAAGUAAAGUGGACGAGGGAGAAGAAGUGGGUUGUUCAUGGUAAUAUUUGGACAGGGAGUGGAGCGGUUGCUGGAAUGGACAUGUUUGCUCAUUGGGUGAAGGAGAAUUUCGGGUUGGCAGUUCUCCGACAAGGAUGUCUGUCUUUGGACUAUGAGCCUCGUGAUAUUGAUGGAUUGUUUACCGUGUUUCCAUCGCGUUACGAUUCAUCUGGAAACAAAGUCUCUACCCAUGUUUUCCCAUGA
Penicillium angulare is the source of this 708-nucleotide messenger RNA. Its product is annotated as DJ-1/PfpI family protein. Lineage: Eukaryota; Fungi; Ascomycota; Eurotiomycetes; Eurotiales; Aspergillaceae. The transcript has a single exon. The record is from RefSeq and is a predicted model, not a curated record. The coding region runs from base 1 to 708 and encodes 235 amino acids.